CCACAACCUCCUCCAUCACAUCCCCCGAAUCCAUCGAGCGCCAUCGCCACCAAUCCAUUCACAAUGGUUGCCAUGUACACAAUUGCCGGCCGUCAGGUUGGAUCGCACGUCCUUGCGAUGAUCACCCUCGGCACAACCUUCGGCGGUGCCGCCCUUGCGAUGCGCGGCGGCGACAAGAAGGACACCACAAGCCCACCGAUAAACGCAAAGGACAAGGACGAGGAGAGCUUUGUGCAAAAGUUUAUCAAGACCGAGGAGGACAAGAAGUCAAAAGCAUGA
This is a messenger RNA of Pseudovirgaria hyperparasitica, 279 nucleotides long. RefSeq lists its product as uncharacterized. The transcript is spliced from 3 exons. Lineage: Eukaryota; Fungi; Ascomycota; Dothideomycetes; Acrospermales; Acrospermaceae. The coding region runs from base 64 to 279 and encodes 71 amino acids. The record is from RefSeq and is a predicted model, not a curated record. Gene Ontology annotation, biological process: proton motive force-driven ATP synthesis.